GGAGCCGCCUUCCCCUUCAAUUUCAUGUUAUCUAAUCUUCCACACCCCGAAACACACAAAAUUCAAGAAAAUCUCCAAAACCUUCAAAAACCCAGAAGCCAAAAAUCAGAUAACGUAAUUAACAAAAAUCAAAUUCAUGGAGAUAUCAUCUUUUACUCUGUCCACUCCAAGAUCCCCACUUUUUCUCCCUUUCCAAUCGUCCCAAUCCACCUUCUUGUCCAGCAAUGGCACCACCUCUUUGUCCUUCAGCAAAAGCACUGUCAGUGGCAGUGCUUUGGUUCUGAGCAGAAGCAGAACGAGAACCGAGAGAGCCCAGAAGGGUAUGACGUGUAACGCUCUGUUUGGUCUGGGGAUGCCGGAGCUUGUGGUUAUAGCCGGUGUGGCGGCUCUGGUUUUUGGGCCCAAGAAGUUGCCUGAAGUGGGGAAGAGUAUUGGGAAGACUGUCAAGAGCUUCCAGCAGGCAGCAAAGGAGUUCGAGACAGAGCUUAAAAAAGAACCCGAGGGCCUCACAGAGACACCGACCGCGGUGAGUGAAGAAGAAAAACAAGAAGCCAAGGUCCCAAGCUCACAGGAAAACGCAUGAGGUUUUAGUGAUCACUCAAUCCGACACAUUCUCUAUUUUUUGUUGUGCUGUAAGUUUAGAACAAGAAUAAUGCAGAUCAGUAUUCUCGUUCUUUAUUAAUCUACUUGUAGUGUUCUGCGAAUAUGCCAAGUUAGAUCACCUGAAUAUCGUUUCUUUUCAUCGGAAGGGAUUUGUAGCUUAGUUGAUUAAGCGCAUUUAUCCUUGGUUAGACCCGAACACCUGAGUUCGAAUCCUACCCCCGCACCAUCACUUGUAUCAGAAAACUCCUUUCUUUAGUUAAGGAUAGCUUUGCACUU
Malus domestica (apple) is the source of this 879-nucleotide messenger RNA. Its product is annotated as sec-independent protein translocase protein TATA, chloroplastic. Gene Ontology annotation, cellular component: membrane. Gene Ontology annotation, biological process: protein transport by the Tat complex. The record is from RefSeq and is a predicted model, not a curated record. NCBI's taxonomy places the organism in Eukaryota, Viridiplantae, Streptophyta, Magnoliopsida, Rosales, Rosaceae.